GUCACGAUCUGCGUCGAAUCUCGCUACUUACCUCGCGGGGACGCGCGCGACAAAUGAGAACCUCGACCGCCUCGACACGCUACCCGUGACGGUUAUGUUAUUGAAAGUGCGGGAGCAGAGAGGCACCGAUACCUGUAUCCUUGACACAACACUUUUUCCUUCUCGCCAAAACACCGUGUGUUUAUACCGUGUGCGAGCUGUGACACUUGGCAGAGGUCGAGACGACGAUUUUGUUAAAAACGACGAAGCGCAAACACGCGCGACAUACAAAUCGAAAGCUGCAAAAAAAGUUCAAAGUGAAGAGUUCUUUGGAACGCGACGCGAAGAAAAGACGACAGCUCGGUUGUGCGUGAUUCAUACUCCGCGUUUAGUUCUUUCGUCGCUUCGCUGCAUCCCGACGCCUCCUCGGGGAACACGAGGUGCGAGCGAUUUCACUCUCUCGCUCAAAUCCGAUACGAUGCGGCAGAUCGGGAUCGUGUUCCUCCUGCUCUGCUGCGGCCUCGCCGCGGCCGUGACAUUUGACAUGUCACGAGACUUGUCGCUGAACGCGCUCAUGAAGGCGAUGUGGGUCGGACAGCGCCGAGAACAGCCGGGCAGCGCGAAAUUCGAUCCCGACGUCAACCUUGACACGCUGCAGAUGAUAAAAAAAGCGGGCUAUCCGGCGGAGGCUCACAUAGUACAGACGGAAGAUGGGUAUCUCUUAACCCUUCAUCGUAUCCCAGGUGAUAAGGGUCAACCGCCUGUGCUGUUGCAGCAUGGUUUCUUGUGCAGUUCCGCCGACUGGGUCAUCCCUGGCAAGGAUAAAGGACUUGCUUUCGUGCUGGCCGAUCAAGGAUACGAUGUCUGGUUGGGCAAUUUUCGUGGAAACACCUAUUCGAGGGCGCACGUUUCUCUAUCCCCAUCAGAUUCAGCAUUUUGGAAUUUCAGCUUUCACGAAAUGGGCAUCUACGAUCUACCCGCGAUGAUCUGGCAUAUUACGAAUACAACGUUGCAACCAUUGUACACGUACAUCGGUCAUUCAAUGGGCACAACUGCUUCCUAUGUGAUGGCAGUGGAACGUCCGGAAAUCGUCGGAAUGGUGCGACUGAUAAUCAGCCUUGCACCUAUAGCUUUUUUGGAACAUAUGAAAAGUCCAAUACGAUUAUUCGCUCCUUUCGCGAACGACUAUGAGAUAAUCGCGCAUUUUCUUGGCGAGGACGAAUUUCUGCCGCAAAAUAGUGUGCUGCGUCUUCUGGCCAAGUACGGCUGCGACGUCGACUACUUUGAGAAGGAGAUCUGCGCGAACACGCUAUUUCUGAUCUGUGGAUUCGACAAAGAACAAUUUAAUUAUACUCUGUUACCUGUGAUUCUGAGUCACGAUCCGGCCGGCACCUCGACUAAAACGUUGGUGCACUUCGCCCAGGAGGUCAAGUCCGGCAAAUUUCGCCAGUACGAUUACGGGCGCGAGAAAAAUCUGCUACUCUACAACGCAACAGAACCGCCGGGCUACAAUCUAACGAAUAUUACCGUGUCGGUUGCGUUAUUCUACGCCGACAAUGACUGGUUGGCCAACAGCCUGGACGUGAAGAGGCUUAACAGUUUGUUACCCAACGUACUGGACGUGUACCGAGUACCGUUACCUAAAUUUAAUCACCUGGAUUUCGUAUGGGGUAAGGACGCGGUUAAGCUUGUGUACAAGAGAUUGCUUAAGAUCAUGAAGACUUGAGAGUCACGGCGACCAUAAAGAUGAGAGAUGAAUAUAGGAUACCGGAACAGUAAUCUUUUCAAUGCGAUUGCGAUUAUAAAAGUUAUUUAGGUCGCAGUAUUUUCGAGCAGUUUACGUAGGUGAAUAUAAUAUACGCAUCUAAGUAAUUGCUGCUAUUUCGGCAUAAAUCUCGAUAGAAUUAACACAAGAAGACUAGUAGUUAAGAAAUUACAAUCUGAUCGUCCAUUAACACGACUAUUAGUCAAAUUUUUGUUAAGUAUACAAUUAACAGGGUAGAGUUUUUUGCUACUUUAAUAUAGUAUUAUACGUAUGUAAUAAAUAAGAGUUACUUACAAUUAUU
Vollenhovia emeryi is the source of this 2045-nucleotide messenger RNA. Its product is annotated as lipase 3-like. Lineage: Eukaryota; Metazoa; Arthropoda; Insecta; Hymenoptera; Formicidae. Gene Ontology annotation, biological process: lipid metabolic process. The coding region runs from base 95 to 1705 and encodes 536 amino acids. The record is from RefSeq and is a predicted model, not a curated record. The transcript has 8 exons.